CGUGCCGAGCGUGGGGUCCCAAUCAACAGCCGAUCGCCCGCAAAACGAGUAGCAGCUCCAGCAAGGCAGGCGAGCAGAUUGGAUCGUCGAAUUCGCAAGCGCAGGCGAGAUCUCCUGCACGCGUUCGAUUUUCGCGUUACUGAAGAUACGAUAUGAGCUCUCUGGAGAGUGUGAGAGGAGAUCUUUCUCUGGUUAUUUUAUACCUAAACAAGGCUGAAGCAAGAGAUAAGAUUUGCAGAGCGAUACAGUAUGGAUCAAAGUUUCUGAGUAAAGGAGAACCAGGUCCUGCGCAGAAUGUCGACAAGUCAACUAGUCUAGCGCGGAAAGUUUUCAGGCUUUUUAAGUUUGUCAAUGAUCUGCAUGCUUUAAUUAGUCCUCCUGCCAAAGGAACUCCACUUCCACUUAUCUUACUCGGAAAGUCGAAGAAUGCACUGCUGUCAACUUUCCUCUUUCUGGAUCAAAUUGUGUGGGCAGGGAGGACAGGAAUAUACAAGAACAAGGAGCGAGCGGAGUUCCUCGGCCGGAUAGCAUUUUAUUGCUUUCUGGGCUCUAAUACCUGCACAACCAUUAUAGAGCUAGCUGAGCUUCAACGAUUAUCCAAAUCAAUGAAGAAGUUAGAGAAGGAGCUUAAACACCAACAGUUGUACAAGAACGAGCAAUAUCGAAUGAAGCUGCAGAAGUCCAACGAGAGGCUUCUUGCUCUCAUCAAAUCGAGCCUCGACAUAGUUGUCGCUGUGGGACUACUGCAGCUGGCUCCGAAGAAGGUCACCCCUCGCGUCACUGGGGCGUUUGGUUUUGCUAGCUCGCUGAUUGCCUGCUAUCAGUUGCUUCCAAGCCCAUCCAAGAGCAAGUGAUCUAAUCUACCUGGGGGCAGUUGGUGCAUCACCUAUUGAUAGAAUCUUCGUCGACAAGAAAUAAAUCCUGAUAAAACAGACCGUGUAGAAGUCAAACUGGCGCAAGAAAUAAAUCCUGAUAAAACUGACCACCCAAGCUGGUGCUACGGUCAUGAUACUGUUUGGUAGACUUCUAUUGACUUGAUUAUAAUCCUUUGUGGUUGCUGUAUGAUCCGGUUUGUAGCUUCAGGUGCAGUGGUUUGUCGACAACUAAGAAAUGACAGAUGAUGCAUUGGGUGUCACUGGUUAACAUUCCAAGUAUUGUACUCCUGCAUCUAUUUAAUCUUGUGGAGUAGUAGUUGUUGGAAAGUUGAAA
Molecule: messenger RNA, 1209 nt
Organism: Phragmites australis (common reed)
Lineage: Eukaryota; Viridiplantae; Streptophyta; Magnoliopsida; Poales; Poaceae
Product: peroxisomal membrane protein 11-5-like
Exons: 8
Coding region: 153-854 (233 amino acids)
Biological process (GO): peroxisome fission; regulation of peroxisome size
Cellular component (GO): peroxisomal membrane
Source: RefSeq, a predicted model, not a curated record